Messenger RNA from Strongylocentrotus purpuratus (purple sea urchin), 1310 nucleotides. RefSeq lists its product as uncharacterized. The record is from RefSeq and is a predicted model, not a curated record. The transcript has 2 exons. Lineage: Eukaryota; Metazoa; Echinodermata; Echinoidea; Camarodonta; Strongylocentrotidae. Bases 101 to 1000 code for a protein of 299 amino acids.
UUCUAGCCCUAAUACCGUAAGACGCCUGUACAUUGUGUCUGCAUUUUUCAAUCUAGCUUGUUUUCAAUUCAAAUUCGGUUUGAAAACUUUGUGUUUCUGCAUGAUGGCAAAUUCUACCAUGUUCGAAACUUGUCCAAUCGACAUUCAUCAUCAAACUACCGAUAGCGAGAUUCUGGAAGAAUUACCAUCGCUCUUCAACACGCCGGGCGUGGAAUUUGAGAGUUUUUCCGGCUUCAGUGUUGCUCGAAAUAUCAACCAAAAUUUGGACUCGUUCGACACUAGAUUCUCUCGCCUUUCUCCUUCAAAGCCUAACUCGGGGACAUCUUACCCAUCAGCAUCUAGAUGUUUGUGGAGAAAAUAUGGAGUUGAAACCCAUGAUGACCAAGUAGGGGGAGGAGAAAAACUAGGACCUCACGAGAUGGCCGUUUAUGGAACGAAUGUAGAUGAAAGAAUACUUCCAGGAUUUGAAUACCACGUGCGCAUCCCAACCAGGAAUAGGAAAGACCGUUUCCAGUUUGGUGGCCGAGCACUGCACCUCCUUCGUAUUGGACAGGGUUAUGGGAAACGCCUCACUUUCGAAGACAAGCACGCCAACAUCAACACAAACUUCUUCUGGUCAGACACCCUCCCUAACGGCUAUGCAUUCACCAUUAGAGCCGUCCAACCAGGCGAUGAAUUUGUCCUGUGCCAUCAUCAGAACCGACGUCCGUUCGGUCAUGCAACCGUCGUCGCCACAAGCCAGCAUCAAGUGGAGAUCAGCUCCUCGAUCACCAAAGAUAAGGACAUCGUGAAGAAGGUGAUCGUCGCGAUGCAUAUUUCGGUGAGAUACACGUGUGAGCCGCAUGGCAUGAUGUCAUUGAGAGCAGAUGAGCUCGUAGACGUGAUGGGGGUCGCUGUCGUUAGGAAAAGUGCCAAAGAAUCGAGAGCGAUCACAAGGUGCAUUGAAGAGGUGGAGAUUCCUGGGCACGGUGAAUGUCUUCUCUACAAUGAGGAUGAUUAAGGAAACACUGACUCGAACUUCGAAGUUUAAUGGCGAUAUGUCUUUCCUUAUAUAGUUUCGGUAUCACUAUCACUAUCAGGUUAAUACUGAUGUGUCGGCCUAGUUUCCAUCCAUUCAUGCUUAAUGAGUGAGUGAGGAGAUUUUAUCCCCCACCCAUCUCCUCACUUUUUUUUCUUGAAGAUAUUUCUGCCAAUGCCAAGUGGAACUACUGAAUAAUUGCACCUAUUCUCAUCUCAACGUUAACAUGAAGUUACAAUUCUGACAGGACAAACUUGAGGUUCAAGGGGGUGACCUCCCCCCCCCCCCCCCC